This is a messenger RNA of Malurus melanocephalus (red-backed fairy wren), 262 nucleotides long. RefSeq names its product CREB-regulated transcription coactivator 2-like. Gene Ontology annotation, cellular component: cytoplasm; nucleus. The annotation marks the transcript as partial. The record is from RefSeq and is a predicted model, not a curated record. Gene Ontology annotation, biological process: positive regulation of transcription by RNA polymerase II. NCBI's taxonomy places the organism in Eukaryota, Metazoa, Chordata, Aves, Passeriformes, Maluridae. The transcript has 2 exons. Gene Ontology annotation, molecular function: cAMP response element binding protein binding.
UGCAGACGGCAGCACCCCAAACAGUUCUCACCAACAAUGUCACCCACAUUGUCCUCCAUCACCCAGGGCGUCCCCCUGGACACCAGCAAGCUGCCGGCGGACCAGCGGCUCCCGCCGUACCCCUACGGGCAGCCGGGAAUGCUGCUGGGCUCGCAGCCCCCUCCCCGGGCCCCCGGCCCACCCCCGCGGCCCUACAACCCCCCCUACGGCCCCGGCAGCGCCCUGGGGCAGCCCCUGGCACAGCCCCACAGCGACUUCGGCC